This is a messenger RNA of Aureobasidium melanogenum CBS 110374, 411 nucleotides long. RefSeq lists its product as uncharacterized. Lineage: Eukaryota; Fungi; Ascomycota; Dothideomycetes; Dothideales; Saccotheciaceae. The transcript has a single exon. Gene Ontology annotation, biological process: DNA repair; regulation of DNA-templated transcription. The annotation marks the transcript as partial. Gene Ontology annotation, molecular function: DNA-binding transcription factor activity; zinc ion binding; methyltransferase activity. The record is from RefSeq and is a predicted model, not a curated record.
CCCAUAACAACUUCAUCCCGAAAAUGGCAUGCUCUGACCACACGCACACCUUGCCCCACACUACCUUUUUACUACGGUGUUCUUGCCACAAAAAUCUACUGUCGGCCUACCUGCACAGCGCGUCUCGCUCGCCGUGCCAAUGUCUGCUACUUCGCUUCUGCUCAGGCCGCCCGAAGUGCUGGUUAUCGUGCUUGCAAACGCUGUCGUCCUGAUGAUGAAUUGUUCUUUGGCGAGGCCGAGGAAGUGGUCAUAAACGCAAUGGCGGCGAUAGGGAGGCGGCAAGGGAAAGACAGAGGAGCUUUGGCACAAAUAGCAGCAGAAGUGGGUGUGUCGAAAAGCUAUCUGUGUAGAGUGUUUAAGAAGACUAUGGGCAUGACUGUGGGAGAGUAUAUCAAAGAGUUCGAGACGGAU